Epinephelus fuscoguttatus (brown-marbled grouper) is the source of this 4293-nucleotide messenger RNA. RefSeq names its product leucine rich melanocyte differentiation associated (gene lrmda). Gene Ontology annotation, biological process: melanocyte differentiation. Bases 566 to 1267 code for a protein of 233 amino acids. The transcript is spliced from 7 exons. NCBI's taxonomy places the organism in Eukaryota, Metazoa, Chordata, Actinopteri, Perciformes, Serranidae. The record is from RefSeq and is a predicted model, not a curated record. Gene Ontology annotation, molecular function: protein binding.
GGCAUUACCAUAAGGUUCAAAUGUGUUUUUUUUGCUCCAAGCAGAUAUUAAAAAAAAUUAUUUUAGUCAAAAAUGAUUCUUUUGAUAGUUAAGGUUGCUGACCCCUGACCUAGGGGGGAAAACAACAACAACAACAAAAAAAAACCACACUACAGAUAGUCUUACCUGGCUGUGAACAGUUUCUUAUACAAAAUAAAAUGCUUCUUUAAAAUGUGAGUGUGUUUUAACUAAAGUGACGCAGCAUGUUGUCAGACAUGCAAGGACACAUCUCAUCCUGUCCCUCCAUCAGGAGACAGUCAGCACAGCAGCACUCACACUGCAUCUAUGACAGUGUGUCCGCGUGCUUCCGCACAACAGCAGGUCAGCUGAUUGAAACGGCACGCGGAAACUGUAAAGUCAAUUGCAAAGCGCCAGUUGCUCUCCAAAGUUAGCGGGCUACAUCCACAAACACCACCAUUUCAUGUUAACACCAGCGGGUUCCUUACGUGAGCGGGACUUUGGAUAUUAACACAGAUAGCGUGUCUUAUAAACACACUCACCGAGCUGUCAGCCUCAGGAGAAAGUUAUGGCACAGGACGAGUCGCUGGUCUCCUUGAAUGGGACUCAAAUUUCCUACAUUGGAAAUGACUGCAAGGACAUCCCAGACUUCCUCGGAGACAUGUACGGCAACUUUGCAAAAAGGCUGGAUCUCAGUUUCAAUCAGCUCAGGUCACUGGCGGGCCUCAAAAUGUUCACCGAGCUGGAAGAGCUGGUCGUUGACAACAAUCUGCUUGGAAAUGACCUCCGGUUGCCCAGGUUACCCAACCUCCACACCUUAACACUCAAUAAGAACCAACUGACUGAUAUCGAGGCCCUGCUGGAACACUUGGCUGAUGUGACCCCGUCACUGGAGUACCUGAGCCUGCUGGGAAAUGAGGCCUGCCCCAACCAGCUGGUCAGCCCGGAUAAGGAUGAGGACGACUACCAGAGAUACAGGUACUUUGUUCUGCACAAGUUGCCCCAGCUGAAGUUUCUGGACAGCAGGAAGGUAACCAAAAAAGAAGUGACGGAGGCGCAGGCGAGAGGAGCAUUCAUGAAAGUGGUCAAACCAAAGUCGGAAGCUCCGUCUAAUGAAGCUGGGUCUGAGAGUCACCCACUGCCCUACACUCCUUUGCCUCGAGGAUCCAGAGAUGCCAAGAACCACAAAGGGGUAUUCGCCAAGUGUCGCUACGUCUACUAUGGCAAGCACUCAGAAGGCAACAGAUUCAUCCGAAAUGACCAACUCUGAUGGACAGCUGGUCCGGCAUAAAGAGGGACAUGAGUGACAAAGGAUGUGAACAGAAGGAAAGAGGAUCAAAUCUGUCACUUAUUUAUUGAAACCACUGGUGAUAUGUGAGUCUACUGAUCUCCCACUGGUAGAAAGAUUUAAACGUCAUCAAAAAAAGUUUGUUAUGUCAGGGGAACGGGUUUUUUAAAGUUUCUAUUCCAGCCCCAUAGUUAUGGCCUCCGCUGCUGAGCUGGGUCUGCUUCUGCCUCUCUGCUUCCAGCUCAGAGUCAGAGUCAGAGAUGACACUCCCACUGACAUGAUUGCCUCUAAGCAUCAGCAACCGCACAACUCCAGACACACACAACACACACAACACACACAACACACACACGCACACACACACACGCAAGGACAGUCUCUCUCUUACACACUGUCAGUGACAAACACACCCAGCCAAUUGCAUCCUUUUCUUUGACAGACAUGAUGGAUCACCCGUCCACUACCGCCACUAAUCAAGGGUGAAAGGGGUGAUGGUCACACACCUGGGGCCUGACAUGGACUCAUCUCUCUCUCGCUUCUCUCUCUCUUUACACACACACACACACAUAUAUAGAACUGCUGUUUAAAGCAUUAAGACAUUGCAAAGAGUUUGACAGAACAGCCUGUUUUAACAUUCCAAAGAAUUUCAGUCCAGACCUGAGGCAUGAUCAGUCUGUUUUGUUUAGCUUGUGGCAAUCUGCAGAAUCCUUUGCCUUUUUUGCUUGAAUUUUAUUGAAUGAAUUUUAUGUUUGUGUCUCUUAGAAAAGAAUGAGAAACUGUCCCCUUUAAAGUCAGACAUGUCUGAUAUCUUAGCAAUGAUUUGGUCAGUUUCUGUUGCACGUAGGGCUGCUCCCGAAUAGUCGACCAAACGUUAGUCGACCAGAAAGGUUAUUAGUCGACAGGAUUUUAUUGGUCACUUAUACAAAGAAAAACAUGAAGCUCUAUUAGGAGCUGCGCCUUGUCAAAAUAAGUCAAAACCUUUAUGACUGGACUGUGUGUGGGAAUUUAAUUUGAAAGGACAGACACAGGAAGUGUCCACACCCAGCAGUCAGACAGGAGUCACAUUAAUUUCCAGGGCUGGUACCUGUGGUUAUUCCACAGGCUAGUUAAUAACAUGUUGGGCAGGAAAUCCAAAGUGUGGGAUCAUUUUGAGAAGGUGAAGGACGAACCCAAGGUGAUAUGUAAACUCAUCUUCAUUGGUCGACCACAAACAUGACGUAUCAUCUGAAACAUGUCAGUAGCUACAUGCCCAUUAGCCACUUAGCACAAUCAUUACUGCUUUGCCCACAGCGUCAUUAACAGGCGGCUCGCUCAGUGUGUGACGUGCACUUGUAGAUAAAAUAUAGGCCUAUAUUAAUGAAGGUUCAUUAGUACGAUUUUGUAUUUCUCUGUAAUGUAGCACAGUGUUAACAAUGUUACUGAUACUAUUCUUUCUCACACCCUCAACUCAAACCUCAAACUCAAAUUGUGUUGCCCCGCCCAAAAUAUAUAAUUUAGAAUAAUAUCACAAACAUGCGAGCGACUAGUACAACUUUUGGUCGACUAAGAAAACUCUUAGUCAGGGAGGUUGGGGGCAGCCCUAGUUGCAAGUGUGUAUGCGUUAGUACAUGUAUUAUUUUAUGGAUGAAAUGCAGCUUUAAAUGUCAAAAACAUUCCAAAUACCAGCUUUAAUGACGAACUGAGUUGUAACCAAGUAUGCAUUCCGGGUGUAUCAUUGUGUAUUUUAGCGCCAUUUUCUCAUGUUGUCUUUCCCACUGUGUUUCUUCAACCAGCUGACUACUUCAUACGGAAAUAUAUAAAAUAUAUGAAAGUAUUAUUAUAAACAAAAUAUAAAACGUAAUCUUCAGAACAAUCAAAUGCACUGUAGUUUUAUGUUUACAUUUUAUAAUACUUUUAUGAUCACUGUGUAAUGUGUUUAUCACAACCCAAGUCAAAGUUCUGCCAUCUUAGAUAAAGUUUCCCAGACAACCUUCCAAUCUGAAAAUUUGAUAUUGACAAUGUGAUAUAGCUGAUAUGAUAUACAACUGUAUAAGCUGGAUGUCUUCAAGAAAUUCAAAGGGUCAGCCAACGUGUCUCUGGUCAGAUUGAUGCAGAGCUGUAUUUACUCAGGUUAUAUCUGUCUGCUACCACAAUAAACUGUUUUCCUAAUGAUCAAAUGUUCAUCACAUUAAUGUUUUUCCUUUUAUAAAGUCUAUAGAGCCAAAAGAGCCAGUCAGCAUUUAUUAGCCCUGUGUUACUCAUCAUUACAACCCCAAAAGUGGUUAAGACGAUGUCCCUGACUGAGACAUUUCAGGUCAAGUCAUGAGGUUUGAUCAUAUUACCUCCUUCUUUAGAGGUGAAGUAGAUGUCUACACCAUGGUGAUGAGACUGAGAGGAGAGGCUCGCUGUUUCGGGAUUUGAAAGAAACCAUGUUGAGCUUCAGUCCAGCAUGUCAGUCAUCCACAAACAGAUGAAGGGAAAGGUCAGAGAUAGCCUCGUGCAAUGUUUGUUCACUAUGUUUAUUUCUUAUUUCUAUUAGCUUAAAGAUUGUGUGCGUGUGAGAGUAUGCGUGCUCACUCGCAUAAGCUUAUACACCACUUCCUACAGGACUGUGUGACCAUAUUCCGGCUGACAUGCCGUUCAGGAGCCUGGUCACUAGUGCCGGCGUUUCAAAAUGACAAGGUUUAUUUGUCUGUGUUUUGAUAUGCUCAGAGGAAACUGGGGCUGACAGCCGGAGGAGGUAGGAAGAGGGGAGCCACAACAAGUUCCCCCCCACACGACACAAAAUGUCAUCCUUCCCCUGGCUGCGGCGCGCGCCUAGCCAUCCUGCUGAAAAGAGCAGACAUUUAAAACUUUGUGACAUGUGUCACAGGCACUGCCAUUGAGCCAGUGCCACUGACAGAGCUGGAAUUGACAGGCCCCGAGCCACCGGAGCUGGCUGGGGGACACACCGAGUUUGGUGUGUGUCACUUCCUAUCCUCGUCAGGGACGCAUCCUGAGCUGCCACACCAACACAAACUGCAUUAUGG